AGUUAUGGGUAUAAAGAAGAGCCUGGAACCUGCUUCUCAGUGUCAUUCAGUACAUUCAGCUCUUCAAGUCUACGAUAUCCGACUCCAAGAAUCAAUCACCUUCACUCAUCCACCAAAUCAACUCUAUCAAUUCACACAUUUCAAAAUGGUCUGCUGCGGACGCAACAAUGGCACCUGCGUGUGCGCCCAGGAGGCUAAGUGCUCUUGCGGAAAGCAGCCUGCUCUCCAGUGCACUUGCGAAAAGGCUGCCACCGAGAACAAGCUUCCCUCUUCAACAUGUGCCUGCGGAAAGCGCGCUGAAGAUGCCUGCAACUGCAGCCGCUCUGAGAACAACGGCUCAUCAAACCUCGAGACCGACUUCACCACCAAGAAAUAAAUGUAUUGGUGCAAUAAAAGAGUUGUAGAUGCAUUUAAAGCGUAAAGAGGGUGGCAUACGGAAGGGAGUUCCCGGCGUUUAUUGAGUGUUUACGAGACGUGGGAUGGCGAUUGUGCCUGGAUUGGAUCAAACUUACGAGGACACUUACGACUAAGAUAUUCGAAAGUGCUAAAUGUUAAUCAAAGUUUUCUUGACAAAUUCACCCGUUCGUGUAAAGCGCGU
Bipolaris sorokiniana ND90Pr is the source of this 598-nucleotide messenger RNA. RefSeq lists its product as uncharacterized. The transcript has 3 exons. The record is from RefSeq and is a predicted model, not a curated record. NCBI's taxonomy places the organism in Eukaryota, Fungi, Ascomycota, Dothideomycetes, Pleosporales, Pleosporaceae. The coding region runs from base 146 to 376 and encodes 76 amino acids.